AUGGGUAACGCCGCUCUGGCACCGAUUAUGAACCCAUUCAGUCUAUGCCAGAAUGUCCCAUCACUCGACCAAAGCGAGAUGGCUAACCAGCCCAUGAAGGCUCUGAGUGGCGGCUCCCUCCCUACAACUCCUACUACUACUACUACAGGAUGCAUCCCCUCUGAGAGAACUAUGAGAUCGGCCUUCCCGAUUCAUCGAGGGCUCCCCUUCCGAAGUAUUUACCGUAAAGCAAGGAGACUAGGCAAGGGUAGCUAUGGCGAAGUAUAUCUAGCGGAGGAAGUCGGUAUUAAAGGGCGCUUGGUAGCAGUCAAAGACUGCCAAGUUGAUGAAGCUGUCCAGUCUGAUAAGGCGACCAGGAGCUACACUACGGAGAUAGCUGCACUUUCGGCCUUACCAUCACAUCCAAGAAUUAUACGGGUUUUUGAAGUGUUCGAGAAUGAGGACGGAUUGUAUCACAUUGUUAUGGAAGCAUGCUGGGGCGGCGAACUCUACGAUCACAUAGUACACACUGCACGGGAGAAUCCGACACUGUCCCGGGGAUUGCCGGAGGCCGAAGUAUCAUCUUUGAUGCGCCAAGUCCUCGAGGCUCUCGCAUUCAUCCAUGCCAGGCAUAUUGUGCAUCGUGAUGUAAAGGCAGAAAACUUUCUCUUCGUGGACAAGCAUGAUAAAAGCCGGUUGAAGCUAUGCGAUUUUGGUGCGGCUGUUAACCUACGAACUACAGUUAAAGGGCUGGCUGAAGGGCGUGUAGGAACACUAUCGUAUGCUGCUCCUGAAAUAUAUCUCUCAGAGGGUGCUGACACGAGGAGUGAUAUGUGGUCCGCUGGAGUUGUUCUCUAUGUGAUGUUGUGUGCAGCGUCUCCUUUCCGGCAGUCAGGCGACCGUUCUACAAAGGUCGUUGUGCAUCGCGUCAAGACCGGCAGCAUCAUCAAGAACAGGCCCGCAUGGCAAAAUCUCAGUGAAGCUGCUGUGGAUCUCGUUAGGCGGCUUUUAGUUGUGGAACCGUCUCGGCGUCUUACAGCUGCAGAGGCACUACAUCACCCUUUCGUUCUAGCAUCGUCCCCUUCUAUUACACCCCGUACACUAACAAUCGCCGGAAGACACAAGUUGGAUCGGUACUUAGCUUUCCCACUCCAGAGGAAGGAACUACUUCGCGCUGCUGCGAGGCUUGUUCCCGAAUCCCAGCUUGGGGAGCUAUCACGAAUCUUCGCGAUAGCGGACUCGGAUCAUGAUGGACGUGUCGAUCUUGGAGAGCUCAACUUCCUUGUGGAGGAGUCUGCAUCCGGCUC
Perkinsus marinus ATCC 50983 is the source of this 1286-nucleotide messenger RNA. RefSeq names its product calmodulin-domain protein kinase 2, putative. The transcript has 6 exons. The record is from RefSeq and is a predicted model, not a curated record. Gene Ontology annotation, molecular function: calcium-dependent protein serine/threonine kinase activity; calcium/calmodulin-dependent protein kinase activity; calcium ion binding. NCBI's taxonomy places the organism in Eukaryota, Perkinsozoa, Perkinsida, Perkinsidae. Gene Ontology annotation, cellular component: nucleus; cytoplasm. The annotation marks the transcript as partial. Gene Ontology annotation, biological process: protein autophosphorylation; intracellular signal transduction; peptidyl-serine phosphorylation.